Messenger RNA from Nematocida parisii ERTm1, 3534 nucleotides. RefSeq lists its product as uncharacterized. The transcript has a single exon. Bases 1 to 3534 code for a protein of 1177 amino acids. NCBI's taxonomy places the organism in Eukaryota, Fungi, Microsporidia. The record is from RefSeq and is a predicted model, not a curated record.
AUGGAAAGGAUUCUUAUGAUCCGAGCGAAAAGAAAAGGAAUAUUUAUAAUAUUGGCAUUCUACGCAACCAUAGCAUAUACAAGUACACCAGAAAGUGCACCUCCCAGUGACAUACAGGACAGUACACUCCUGCAGUAUGAAGGUACAGAACAGCCACCUGCACCGUAUGGAGAGAACUCAGUCGCACAGUACGACGCACAUGAAAAGGAAAUAAUCCCGGCUUGGGCCACUGGCUCAGAGGAAGUGCACGACUCUACGCACAAUGUGUGCUUCAACGGAGUGUGUGAAGAACGCCGCCGUAUGGAACAGGAUGAUAAUACGCCAGCAGGGAAUCCACACCCGCCGAUCCUCAGAGAAGAUGAGGAUGAGCACCAGCCACAGUCACCACCGUACCCCGUGCCUACACCCUUCGAUCCUGAACGGCCCAGUAGGAAUGCAGUGCCCGUGGGGUACAAUCCCUACUUAAACCCGAAACUCGGGAAAAUGCCCAUCUCAAAGAGCGUCCUCGGGCUGAUGGGGGGGACAGACGGACCUGCCACUGGAUAUGGAAAUGGUCCUACUAAGGAUGAUGCCUUGGGCGUACUGUUCUCUAUAGGUGAUGAUGACACGUACUUGCUCCUGUCGUACCUCUCAAUGGACCUGCCCAUGAAGAACCUUGUCUCUAACAUAACUGUCACUACGGACGAAGUGUCUGCCCAGGACAGGAGGGACUACCUCAUGAGUGAGCUGGAAGGGAAGGGAAGUAUUUACGGACUGGAUAAUGGCCUGAAUAUUUUAUACUCUGCGCAAAUGUUCUUCUACAUCCCUAAGACGGCCAUUUCCCUGAUUAUCCACGUGGGGAGGAUAAUUUACUCCAAGGAGACCGUGGACUUCCUGCGGCGGUUAAAGCUGAACACGGGCGUAUUCACAGAAAUCAUUGACAGGGACGGGAAGAAAGUCUUCUACAUCCCGGUGUACGGUGGGACUAUUGCACUUGCAAACCCUUCCAUACCGAUUGUGAGCCAGUACUUGAUUACGUCAGAGGGGUACGGUAUAUCCCUGCUUAAAGCCAAGCGGGUGGAUAUAGAAAAGGGUAUCCUAGUGCUGAGCAUAUCUGCGUAUGAUGAGGGUGACAUAACCCGGGUGGCUGGUACCAUACAGAAGUUCACGUCCGGUGAGGUGAGUAACCCGUUCUCAGCCACUUUCGAGCAGUACGGGUUUGAAGAGGAGUCACAGGAUGAGGGGGACAGUUCAUACACCAGCUACUCAUCCGUAUCUUCAUCCUCAUCCAGCGUGAAGCGUAAGGGUAAGGGCAAGGGGUCUUCAUCCUCACAGGAGGGAGAUGGCUCAUCUGACAGUUCAUCUGACUCUGAUACGGGCAGUCACCCACACAGUAAGCAUAAGGGCCACCAUGAUGAAGAUGGUUCAUCAAGCAGUGAUUCUUCCUCUGAGUCCAAGGAGGCCGUCCGUGACACGAUCGACAGCCUGCUUGAGAAAGCCAGGAAGUGGAGGGAGAAGGCCGCACUCGCCAGUGAAGAUAAAAAAGGGUUCAAGAAGCACGCACUGAAACAGGCAAAGAAGGCCGAAAGGAAAGCCAAGGCAAUCCAGAAGGAUGCGUAUAAUGAAAAAUUACUCAAAGCAAGGAGGGAGAGGUCGGCUGAGGCAGCAGGGUUCGCAGCAGCCAGUGAGACAGAAUCUGCUUCUAGACAGGCAGCUGGUGGAGCCGUAAUUGAAGGAGAGCACUCCGCAUCAACUGGGUCGUCCUGGUACUCUGGCAGCAUGAAGAAGAACACCGCUAUAAAAGCCAUCAUCACCAGUAAAGAGUCAGCAAGUGCAAGUGCAUCCGCAUCGGCAUUUGAGGAAAGUUCUCGGAAGACUGCCUCCAGCUCAUUCACAAGCAGUGGUGCAUCUGCCAUUAUAUCAGCCCACCAGAGCAAUGAAAUGUACUACAAGGGGGUGUCCUCCUCUGAGUAUGCGACUAGGGAGAUAAAGCACUCUCUCAUGGGGAUGACCAUGCAGCACGCCUUAUUCAGCACACAGGGCCGGAUGUACCAGAGCCAGAAGUACUCCACGUACGGUGUUAGGUCGAGCAGGUCGUCCUCGCGGUGGCUCAGAAGAAGGAUCACCCGGAUCAGGCGGACUCGCCGUGCAGAGAGCCGGGCAGCCAGGCAGUUCAUGAAGAACGGUGCCACAUCCAAGGGGGUGGCAGCUGCAGCUGCUAAGGAACAAGCAGCCCGUGCAGCUGCAAUCCGUGCGAGCAGGCGGGCAGCCCAGGCCAGCCAGGCAGCUGCCUCGUACGCAGCCAUGGCAAAGAGGGCCGAGGCACAGAGUAAUAAGAAGAUGGCCAAGUCCUACAAGAAAACUGCGAGUAAGCAUAAGCAGGCGUACACCCGGCACAGAGCCAGUGCGACUAAGUACGCUGCAGCAGUCGGGCAGUUCAAGGCAGCCAAACUCGCUGAGUGUGCUAAGCAGUCGGCUAUUUUCAUGCAGCAGAUAAGCAAUCCACAGAAGGCAGUCACCGAGCAGGAGAUGCUCGACCUAAAUAAGGCCGUGGCACAGAUACUUACAAGUUCUCAAAUACAACUGCUCAGUCAUGCACUGUCAGCAGCACAAGUGCGUGUCCUGACGAGUCUCCUGACCCCACAGCAAGUACAGCAGACACUCGUGCACAUCGGUGCCAUGACACCACUGCAGAUGCAGGGACUACUCAUCCGGCUGCAGCUUAAGGGUAUCGAGAUACAGAAAGGUGCCAUGGCACCCCUGCCGAAUAUUGGCAUACAGUCGGCCUUCCCACUUGGGUCACCGAUGGUAGCCAACAUAAGCACGCGUAUCACAGGGGCCCCUGCACAAAUGACAUCUGCUGAUCUGAUUAAGUUCCUGACGAGUGGUCAGUCACUCUUCCAGGCACAGGAAUCCCUCGUGUCACAGGAGCAGAUUGAGUCCAUGAAGAUGGAGGCGAUCAAGCAGUCGCAGAUGAUCAAGCAGUUAAUCACGCAAGUACAGCUCAGUAAGAAUGAGAUUGAGACAAGAGUCCGUGAGAAGAUGUUCAGCGACCGAAUGAAGUCAAGCAUCAGCGUGUGCAACCCCAUGAUGGGCAUGCGAACAGGCAUGGCCACAGGUGCAUUUGAUGGGAUCUCCUCAUCACCUGGGCUACAGCUGGCCGGGAAUGUCUGCCUGGGGAACAACUCAUUCAGUGCGAUGCGGCAGUUACUGGUCUCACCGAGCGUAUCUUCGUACAUCGGGAUAGACCAGAACAUGCUGUCCGACCUAUUAUACAACAGGACCCAGAACAAUGAUCUAAUGUGCCUGCUGGCCAAGUCGUCGAUGGCGAGUCCGAUGUACAGCCAGAUGCCGAAUGACGAGCAGUCGUUAAUUAAUGCGCGUUUCCAGAGUACACAGAACAAGCUAUACGGGAUAUACGGGAAUUCACUGGGCCGGCUUGAGCAGGCCCUGGCAUCUGCGUUUAGUCUAAUCAGGAACUCAUCUGUGAAGUGCAAGCAGACCCUGCAGCAGACUCCGCCUGCCUGUCAGAUACAACCGCAACUAAGCGGUUAA